Molecule: messenger RNA, 618 nt
Organism: Diutina rugosa
Lineage: Eukaryota; Fungi; Ascomycota; Pichiomycetes; Serinales; Debaryomycetaceae
Exons: 1
Coding region: 1-618 (205 amino acids)
Molecular function (GO): protein binding
Source: RefSeq, a predicted model, not a curated record
AUGGAGCUCACCCAGGAGGAGAUGGACUGCGUCAACUACGAUGCCCGGGAGGGCGAUCUCGACACUCUCAAGGAAAUCUUUGAGGAAAUCGGUGGAGCCAGUUUACUCACGAUUAAAGACGACAAUACCGGUGCUACACCCAUCCACAUGGCGGCAGGCAACGGCCACCUCGAAACCGUGGAAUACUUACUCAGUUUGGUGCUGAAAGACGAAGCGCAACAGCUUGUGUCUCAACAGAACGAACUGGGCAACACGGCGCUUCACUGGGCGGCAUUUGCGGGCCAUUUGCCGGUGGUGAAGGUGCUCAUUGAAACCUACAAAGCGGACCCGUUUGCGAAGAAUCUGUUGGGGCACGAUGCCAUUUACGAAGCCGAGGCUAAUAACCAAGAGGAAGUGGAAACGUGGUUGCUUCAGAACUUCGCUUUAGAGGAAACCAUUAAGGUUGAAGACCACGGCGAAGACACUAAGAUCACCUAUACUCCGGGCACUGAGUCAUACGAACAGGAUAAAUUGGCCCGAGAAGCUCAGGAAGAGGCUCAAGAAGACGCUCAAAAGAAGAAUGGAGACCUGACGACUAAGCUUGCGGAGGAGACAGAGAAAUUGACUGUUUCGGAAUAA